Labeo rohita (rohu) is the source of this 3339-nucleotide messenger RNA. RefSeq names its product BCL2 like 11 (gene bcl2l11). The transcript is spliced from 4 exons. Bases 314 to 859 code for a protein of 181 amino acids. NCBI's taxonomy places the organism in Eukaryota, Metazoa, Chordata, Actinopteri, Cypriniformes, Cyprinidae. The record is from RefSeq and is a predicted model, not a curated record.
GAACGUCUGUCUCACUCUGCACAGCAGACGCAAGAGAGUGAGGCUCAGCGAGGAAGUGCACUUAAGAAGACACAGAGACAAAAGAGACCAUUCAAAACAAUCCUGUGGACAUUUUUCAAACAGGAUCUUAUAUGACCGCUGCUCCAGGGGAAACAAAUACAUCGAGAGAUUUAGAGGCAUUGAUUGUUUGCUCUUGGAAUUGUGCUUUUUAUUUACAACACUUUUUUUAAUCUCUGGAUAUUUCGAAAUUUACCCUUCGUUUUGUUGUUUUUAUCGCGGAGAUGAUGCGUUAACGUGCUUUGCCGGAACGGAUAUGUCUGACACGUCCAGAGAGCAAACGCUGGCCAAUGGCCCGGCCUCGCGGGGAAGCGGAGAGAGCGCCGGUGGCGGAGCUGUCUUGCGCUCCGAGCACUUUGACUUCCCUCAGCCGAGCGAUGGGGACCCGUUAAGGGGAGGGAUUUCCAUGUCGAAUAGUCACCAGUCGAGGUCACCGAUGUGCCGAACCUUCUCCAGGUCCUCUAGUGGCUAUUUUUCCGUCGACAGCGAUUCUGUGCCAGGUUCCCCUCUAAUGCCCAAUAUUUCCGAAGCGCAAGACGGCCAAAAUGAUGAGGUAUGGUUUGCCGAACCUAGCCAUCAGCGCGUGCAGAUGGAAGCACCUGACGAAGCCAUGGGGCGGGAGAUGGCGGUCGCACGGGAGCUGCGGCGCAUUGGAGAUGAGUUCAACCGUCUGUACUGUCAAGGGGCCGGUGCAGGCGGGAACAACGCGGCCCAGCUGCGCGCUCCCAAUGAACACGCCAUCGUCGUGUGGAUGAACGUCCUCAUCGGACACGUAGUACAGUUUUUCCUACGAAGAAGAUGAUUGACACAUUGAACGCCCAGCAGACGUGUAGCAGACGUGUAGCAUCCUACAUCACCCCCUUACCUGAUUGUAAAUAUGUAUAUAAUAAGGGAUAACAGCAGUGCUGCUCUUCCGCAACCUCUCCGGGUUUCGGCGUACAGUUUUGGACCUGUCGGGAUGUGUGCAGACCUGGACGGAUACAUAUAUCGGGAAAACCUCGGCCAUCCAUAGACUGACUCACAGCAGAGUUUCCUGCGUUCACAUGGAAAGCUGAGCCAUUAGAUGCUGUGUGGAAAACGUGCCUUCAUUGCCUGUUUGCCCUUGACACAUCUUUCUUUUUUUGUCUUUACCCUGUCUUUCUCCAUUGCUUUUAUAUUUAUUUUCACUGUAUUUAAUUUGUACAUUUUGUGUAUAAUUUCAUCAACGUGGACGUUAGUCGGUCAAGCGAUGAUUUUAGUGGUUCUGUCUGUCCCUCACGUGUUCAUUGGCUCCAAGUUUGCACUUGCGUUUAGUUUGCAUGGUCUAUACAAAUCAGAAUAUGAUAAACCCAAAACAUAAAGUUAGAACUGAACAAUUAGAGACUGAACACAUCAACUAUAUAUAGAAAUUUGACCUUUUUAUAUAUCCUCACUUUGAAGCCAAAUGAUUAAAGGCCUUUUCACAUGACUCAUGUCAAUCCCAAUGCAUUGGGAAACUUUGAAGCGCUAAACUACUGCGUUGUAACCUUUGGUACAAAUGGGAGGAACACAUUAUAGAACAUAAAGAUUAGCCAACUAAUAUUAAUUAGAUGAUAUGAGGUUCACUAGUCUAUACUGAUUUCCUGAAAGGAAGACAUUGAUCAUUUGGAAGAAGCUUCUGCUUUGCACUUUCCAGAUUUGCACUGGAGCCAAACAAAAAUGGCAAAAACAAUUAUUAUUUCCCAAAAUAUCCCAUCCUUAAGGUGAAAUUUUGUGGCCGAAAUCCAGUCAUUUCAAUAGGAAUCCACACAAUUGGGAGUUUGAAAACGUUUCACAGAUUUCACUCGUGUUUAGGUUGGUCAUGCAAAUUUUGUCAUUUUGACUGACAGAAAGCUGCUUGGUUUGAUAGUGACUUCUGUGUGAGCGACAAUGGGCAAUAGACCUUUUUUGGCUUGUGAAAUGUAGCUGAUAUUUCACAGAAUUAUAACCGUUGAUAUUUUGCCUAUAAAGUAAUUGAAAAUUUCAAAUAAUAUUAACUUGAACCCGUUUGCUGCUGAACUUUCAAAGCACAUUACAUACAACACAACAUCUUGAGCUGUAAAGUUUUGUGAAUCUUCAUUUGACCAGUCACUAUUUUCCGUUUUUCUUAGCCAAGAAAAUAGCUUUGCCGUUACACUAUCUGCAACGCUUUUUUAUGCAAAGGUCAAAAUGCCGCUUAAUGCUUGUGAGAGUCAUGUGAAAAGGUCUUACAAACACCUUCAGGUACUCAUAAAUCUCAUAAUGCAAGCAUUGUUUUGUCAUACUUGUCACUAAAUCAAAUCGGACAGGCAAAGAUAGUGAGUAUUGUUGUUUUGACAAACAUUCCACAUUUAGUAUUUCGGUUUUGUUAGAUUCCUUGUUCGGUCUGUUUGUUUCUUUAUUAGAGCGUGAAAGUGACAUUUUGGGCUUGUAAUUUGAUGAUUCCAUUAAUGUUCAAACAGCAUGUGAUUAUGAAUUGUUUUGUAAAUCUAGUUUAGGUCAAGGGGUUUUAUAUGGAAUAGCUUUCUCCCAAAGUGAUCAUGCACAUGAAAGAAAUUGCGUUUAAGUGCCUUGCUUAACGGCACAAUUGUGAUAGAUUGGGAUUUUAUUCGCAGAAACAUUGUUUCUGGUUGCACCAAAUUUGGGAUUGAAAUUUGCAACCGUUCUAGUUAAAUGCCCAUGUCCACUAGCAAGUAGUGUGCACAUUACAACCACUGCUCAACUCCAGCCUUAACCCGAGUCUAACAAACUGGCCUGACUAAAUGACCUUUAACAUCCUCAGGGACUAAGGGAAAUACACCUGUGUAGAUUUCUUGAACAAACCAGUCUUCCAUCCUUACUUUGGCUUGUAGAUUCUCCUCUCGGCUUUGCCUUUUAUUGUCCCAGUAUUCCAGUAAUCAAUGCACAAGGCUCGGGACGAGUCGUCAAGUAUGUUGGUAUAACAAUGAUGUGUUUUUUUAAGUUGCAAAGAUUUAAAAAUGAACUGAUGUAUUGACUACCUACCAUGAAAGGUAUUGGUGAAAGUAUAGGAAGUUGGUUAGACAAUUCCACUUGUGGAAGACGCAUAGCCCUGUUAUCAUAUGCAUUUGUUUGUAUAUCAGUUUGAUGCUCUUUGCCAAAACGACAAUGUUGAGCUUGUCUACCGUUCCAGGUUUACCACUCAAACCAAAGACCUCGUUUUUCAAUGCAUAGUACCAUUGUGUCAUGUUGCAUGUGUUCAUUCUCUGCCUUUGCUGAAGGAUUCAAGCAGCAUUCCCGUUCUUUAGCCCUUUUAUUCCAGAACAAACCAUUUUUUUUUUUUUUUUU